This is a messenger RNA of Eurytemora carolleeae, 1803 nucleotides long. RefSeq lists its product as uncharacterized. The record is from RefSeq and is a predicted model, not a curated record. The transcript is spliced from 14 exons. Lineage: Eukaryota; Metazoa; Arthropoda; Copepoda; Calanoida; Temoridae. Bases 15 to 1337 code for a protein of 440 amino acids.
UUAGUCCUGAGUGUAUGUUUACUGUGAUAUGGAAUAUGAAAAUUAUUUACUUCUAUGCCUUGAUUUUUAUCAAAAAUGCUGCAGCACUGGAUAUUGCAGCAGCAUUUGAAAGGGGACUCUUUGAGAAACUACAUAUAGAAGAAGAUAAUCUGAGGCCUAUUACCUUUGAUCCAUAUCGGAAACCAAGCCAAGCCUAUUUCUGGAACAAAGAAGGGUUUAAGCAUGAACAGAGCACAGUGGAACUUGAGUUCAAUAUUCAUAAUCUUCAUGAAAACUUCUUCUUUCCAGGUUUGUCUUUGAUAGUUCUGAAAACAACAUUUAAAAAGAGACAAGUUAAUGAUGAAGAUGAUAUCGAAAUAUACCUCAGUAAAAACAACGAGGAUGAUGAGGAAGUUGAGGAAAAAAGGCCUGAUGGAAAAAUAACGAAAUCACAUGAUUUCCCCAAAACAGGAUAUUCAAAUGAACAUAUAUUUCAAACAUGGCCCAAAGGCUAUGAAGAUUCAAACUAUACAAUUAAGAUAAAGAUAAAUAACUUGAAAUCCUUGGAGAAUAUAUAUUUUGUGGUGACUGCAUACAGAAUAAGUAAAAACUUGGACAAUACUAGAUCAUGUGAAGACAACAGUAGGGAAACUGAGUGGUUUGACUGUAACAGAAACAAUGUUGAGAAUAAUCAACUGUUGUGCAUCAGCGAUGAACUAACUUGUAACAGUCUGCCCCACUGUGCCAGCACCCAGCUACCCAACCCAGAUGAAAACUGUGGAUAUCAGUUCAGUUUUGAGAAUGCGCUAGAGUUGCUACUGUACACCCUGACAGUCGUCUUUUUCCUUAUAUUAGUGGCUGGAAUUGUCAAGUGUAUGAUUGUUUAUUUCUGUAGAAGCGGGUCUGUACAGUCGACUCAGAUGUUCCGUGAAUAUUUAAGAAACGGAAGUAUAUCCCGGCCUCUGAACAGUCCUCCAACCUAUGAUGAUGCUAUGAGGGAGGUAAAUGAUGCCUUCAGCUAUAAUGAAUCAAGUGAAGUAGAAGAUGAUCCACCUGAAUACACUCCUCAACCACAGAACGGCGAGACAGUGUGUAACACUUUUGUAUUUACAACCAAUGAUGAUUCUGAAGAUCCUCCUCCGGUCAACACAAGGCAGCAGAACGCAUGUGGUUGCUCUGCUGGAUUAGUAUCUUCCAAACCAUCAACAUCCAUCUCUUCUCCUGCUUCCUUUGGAUCAGAAUCAUUUACUCCUAACCUAGAGUCUAGAGAUGCUUUAUCCUACUAUACUCGGCAUCAUGAACUAGUAUUAGACCCCGCUACUAUGCCGGUCAAUCCUCCACCCUACUCAGAGAUAUAAAACCAGCUUGAUUGUGUGAUAAACCUGCGCGGAGCAUGUAUUGGCACUGCAGCACGUUGUACAGACAGGGUUUGUACACCCAGUGUUAUUGUAUCUUCCACGUUUUUAGCACAAAUGUAAAAUGUUAACUAUAUGUACAGUGUACAUAAAAAACGGUCAGUACACAGAGAAUGCAUCAUCCCCUUUUAGAGAACUUAUAUUGUUGUUAUAAACCUCAAUAAUGGUUUUUAAAACAAUAAUAUUUUUGUUUUAGUUAAAAUUUUUGCAUGAUUUCAAGCAUUUUUGAAGAAUGCUGAAACUAGGAUAAUAUCCUUAACUGUGCGUCCUUAACCUCGGUUUAUCAACGCGAUUGCAUCCAUCUAUUUUCAUUAAACAUAAUAUAUACAUUUUAUUUGGUUUACAGGUGUAAAUAAGUGCAUUUUGUCAGACAAAAAACUUAAAUUUAUUGAGAUAUCAGAUUUAAUUU